AUGGGUACCGAAAAAGCUGCUCUCCCUACUUGGGCAAGAGGACGAGAAGGAUUGAGGAGAAGGGAUCCUCGCGAGUGGAUCUUGCUCAUUACUGUUGUCGUGCUUGCACUUCAUUUCCUGAGCUGGGCAUACCAGGACCAAUUUUCAAUCCCCAUUGGAAGUGACCGACCGCGAAAGACUCAGAGCUCUGAGGCCUCGGAGCGUGUUCUAGGUCUGCCUUUGAAGGCAAUUCCGUUACACCUCGAGGACUUCCAGCAAUGUUCGAUCGAGACGCUUCGCGAUGACACCCGUCUUGCUUUCCUGGACACAGCGCAUUCGCUUCCAGUCAACGAAUUUGUGGCUCGCCGGGACAGACUAGCUCAAGGUUUGGUGGAAGAUGGUAUGGACGCAUUUGCGGUCGAGCCUGGCUAUACAUUCUCCUAUUUUGCCAAUGUGACCCAGCCUCAGUGGGAAGUCUGGGAGCCGGAAGAGAGGCCUUUCCUCAUGAUUGUGAGGCCUCAGCAAUCGCAUGAUCUGGUGACGAACGAACUCAUCGUCCGGGCGAACACUACAUUCUUGGUACCUUCCUUUGAGGCUGAACGCGCGCGAUUGCUGAAGAUGCCAAUCAUGGGCGAGAUUGAGUUGGUGACAUACGAAGAGCACUGGAACCCGUUCGACACGCUGCUUUCCUCUCAUGUCUUCGCUGCGGAGAAGAGAGCACCUAAAAUUAUGGUGGACGAAGAAAUGCGAGAUUUCAUCUCUCGUGGACUGGCGGAGAAUGGGUUCGAUGUUCACGGAUUGAGCAGUGAUGUGGAGAGAGUCAGGCAAAUCAAGUCUGAGGCAGAGGUCGGCAUUCUCAGAGCUGUCAACACUGGCACUGUGGAAUGCGUAAGGGCGAUGCGAAAGUGCAUGACUCCCGGUCUAAGCGAGGACGAAGUCAUGCAGGUACUCGAUAAUACGAUGCGAUACGCUGGUCUUGAGCCUUUCUUCGAUAUCGUGCUUUUCGACGACAACGCAGCCAAUCCUCACGGGGGCACCGACGGCGCCAAAACCCUGGAAAAGGAAACAAUGGUCUUGAUCGAUGUCGGUGCGCAUUUGUUUGGCUACUCAAGCGACAUCUGUCGCAGCUUUUUCCCACCGUUUUUCAAGAAACCCUCUUCGGACGCAGAGCUUACCCUUCUGAGCAAAGAGGUCCAGGAAAAGAUCAAGGUCUGGAACAUCGUCCUCGAGGCUCAGACUGCCUCUUUGCACGCUUUACAUGAGAACGGUACCUGUGCUUCGGUGGAUCUUGCCGCCAGAAGCGUGAUUUCCGACGCCGGCUACGGAAGUGCGUUCACUCAUCGCGUAGGUCACGGUAUAGGUAUUAAGGCUCAUGAGUCUCCUUAUCUGAACAAGGGGAACACGGAAACAAAGCUGAAGGCUGGAAUGAUAUUCACGUCUGAGCCAGGCAUCUAUCUUGUCGACAAAUUCGGGGUGAGGCACGAAGACAUACUGCUUGUGAAGGAAGAAGGGCUGCCCGAGCUCCUCACCGGAGAGAGAGCACACGGACCAUGGGAUCCGUAA
Molecule: messenger RNA, 1542 nt
Organism: Lecanosticta acicola
Lineage: Eukaryota; Fungi; Ascomycota; Dothideomycetes; Mycosphaerellales; Mycosphaerellaceae
Source: the annotation of a GenBank genome assembly